AUUGUUUCAAAAUUAAUAAUUUUAAUUUUACAUUGUUAUUAGUGUAUACAAAACCUUAGAUAAUGAAAUUAUUUUAGCUAAUUUUUUAAAUUCUGCAAUGAAAGAUAAAGAAUAUGAUUUAAUUACUUAACCUAAUCAAAUAGAAAUUUAAUUAUUGCUCUAAAAAUUUAAUGAUUUCCAUAUAUAUAUGUCACAGCAUGGAUUGGCAGAUCCAAUUUCUUUGACUCUUUGCGUUGCGAAGUUUGUUCCAAGCUGGGACACGCAAUUUGCGGGAGGGCCUGCAAUCGCGCUCCUUCCUCCACCUCACAACGUUUCUUAGCUUCUUAUCAAGCUUUCUUUGGACUUUUGGGUGUCAAAGAUGAUGCAAUUAUUGGGUGCUCGAGUUUGAUUGAAUAUUCAAGAUUUUGGAUUCGGUAUUCAUCUGGCUGGGUGUUACCGUUACUUGGUCUGUUUUUUACACUGUUGGGAAUCAAUUUUUGGUGGUUGAUCAAGUUUCUGGGCUCUUUUCCUCAUCUGGGGUAAGCCUAUUCAUUGAUACCAGAAAACUAUGACUGUGGUAGUUAUUUUAAUUAAGAGACAAUAGUGCUGGCAUUGACAAUUGAGCUAGGAGAUAAUGGGCCGUGGAGGUAUCAUCUCUAAGGAGAUGAUAGAGUCACGCAUUGCAUUUGCAGACUAUGAAUCAUCAACUUCCAAUGCAGAGUUCAAAGUUUCCCCUUUCACAAAACCAGCAACUUGUUUGGGUGGUAAUCAUGGAACAUCAUCAAUUAGUGAUGUGCAGAACCUGCUUGAAUGUCCUGUCUGCAUGAGUUUAAUGUGCCCUCCAAUUUACCAGUGUCCCAAUGGUCAUACUCUAUGUUCAUACUGCAAGGCUCGAGUACACAACUUUUGCCCCACUUGCCGUGGAGAGCUUGGAAAUAUAAGGUGCUUGGCUCUGGAGAAAGUUGCCGAGUCACUUGAACUCCCAUGCAAAUAUCAGAUUGUAGGUUGCCCCGAUAUAUCUCCAUACUACAGCAAGCUAAAGCAUGAAAAGAACUGCAAAUAUCGUCCGUACAACUGCCCAUAUGCUGGAGCUGAAUGUUCUGUCAUUGGUGACAUUCCACUUCUUGUUACGCAUCUCAAGAAUGAUCACAAGGUUGACAUGCAUGAUGGGUGUACCUUCAAUCACAGAUAUGUCAAAUCCAAUCCCCAAGAAAUUGAUAAUGCUACUUGGAUGUUAACUGUUUUCAAUUGCUUUGGCAGACAGUUUUGCUUGCACUUCGAGGCGUUUCAACUAGGAAUGGCACCUGUUUACAUGGCCUUCCUGAGAUUCAUGGGCAAUGAAGACGAGGCAAGGCAAUUUAGUUACAGCCUGGAAGUUGGUGGAAAUGGCAGAAAGCUUACCUGGCAAGGAAUUCCAAGAAGCAUCCGUGAUAGCCAUAAGAAAGUUCGAGAUAGCGAAGACGGACUAAUCAUUCAGAGAAAUAUGGCACUUUUCUUUUCCGGGGUUGAUCAGCAGGAGCUGAGGCUGAAAGUGGCAGGACGCAUCUGGAAAGAACAGUGACAUGUAUAACUUUAAACCUCUGAAAGAACAUUGCACUUAGAAAUAAAGGAUGUCAAUACAUGUAAUGUAUGUCCUCUGUAAAUAAGUGGCAUCAUUUGCUUACAUUUGUAGCUUAUUUGAAAGAGUUAAGAAAGCAUCUUUUGUCUUUUA
This is a messenger RNA of Hevea brasiliensis (rubber tree), 1690 nucleotides long. Its product is annotated as E3 ubiquitin-protein ligase SINAT2. Gene Ontology annotation, biological process: multicellular organism development; ubiquitin-dependent protein catabolic process. NCBI's taxonomy places the organism in Eukaryota, Viridiplantae, Streptophyta, Magnoliopsida, Malpighiales, Euphorbiaceae. Bases 614 to 1540 code for a protein of 308 amino acids. Gene Ontology annotation, cellular component: cytoplasm. Gene Ontology annotation, molecular function: protein binding; ubiquitin protein ligase activity; zinc ion binding. The transcript has 4 exons. The record is from RefSeq and is a predicted model, not a curated record.